AUGGCUCGGACUGUUCGAUCACAACCAAAUGAUGUGAUUCCGUUUCUGAAACCAUUCCGGAAGAUGGACAGCCGUGGAGAGCCGAUUCGGGCCAUCUUCGUCACAAUUCUGAUCUGUUGGAUGGGAAUUCUUAUCGCCGUCAUCGAAAACAUCACUGCACUAAUCACUCAGUCACUGUCGAUGUUGGGCGCAUUCCUGUGUGUGUGGGGGGGCAGUGAUGUUCAUCUCGGCAUGGCACUUUGCACUAGUCGCAUCUUCAUCGGUGCAGCCGUCUACAAGUAUAUUGAGUAUGCAGGAGCCGAGAAAGAGUGGGGAGACGGUAUUCGAGGUCUUGGCCUCAGUGCUGCCAGGUUUGCCUUGCUCAACGUCGACCCCAAACCCCAGCACAGUCGAAACUGGCGGCCACAACUACUGGUUCUCCUAGAGAACACCGAUUCGCCAAACACACACGGGAUGCUUUCUUUUGUUAGUCAGCUGAAAGCUGGAAAGGGUCUGACUCUGGUUGCUAUGUGUACAGAAGGCGAAUUUGCAAGGGAUGCUGAGCAGGCUGCAGCACAGCAGAGAAAUUUGGACACACUGAUGAAGAAGAACAAAAUCAAAGGAUUUGGUGAUAUAUUGGUGACGGAACAUAUCAUGGAAGGUGUCAGCUGUCUCGUACAGACAUCUGGUUUGGGAGCACUCAGACACAACACAGUGGUGAUAUCGUGGCCAGAGCAAUGGCAUACGGAACACUCAUGGAAUGUGGGCCAUCGUUUUGUUUCAGCCCUCAGGGCAUGCUCGGCUGCUAAGUGCGCCAUUCUUGUGCCGAAGAACGUGGAACGAUUCCCACCGUCCAACACGAAGGUGUCUGGCAAUCUGGAUGUUUGGUGGGUGGUCCAUGACGGAGGACUGUUGAUGUUGUUGCCGUUCCUGCUUCGACAACACAAGACAUGGAAAAAUGCAGUAAUUCGACUGUUCGCAAUCGCACAGUUGGAGGACAAUAAUGUGCAAAUGAAGUCCGAUCUCGAAAAGUUCCUAUACCACCUCCGUAUCGAAGCCGAGGUCUUUGUCAUUGAAAUGCCUGACUCGGACAUUUCCGACUAUACGUAUGAGCGAACGCUGAAAAUGGAAGAGCGAACUAAAUUGCUGAAGAAUUUGAAUAAAGCGGAUCGCGAGAAAGAUCUCCAGACGCAUAUCGAGGAGGUUGUGAGGGAGAGGAAACUCAGCAAAAUUAACGAGGAGGAAAUGGUGAGCAUCACUCUAUUCAUAGCGUCAUGUAAAUUUUGA
Ostertagia ostertagi is the source of this 1266-nucleotide messenger RNA. Lineage: Eukaryota; Metazoa; Nematoda; Chromadorea; Rhabditida; Trichostrongylidae. The record is from the annotation of a GenBank genome assembly.